AAAAGAGGUCAAAGACAAAACAUCAAAAAAAAAAUUACAUUUGGGCUUUAAGCAAAGCAAAAGCACAAGGAAUGACAUGUGAAUAAAGUGUAAUUGCCAUCAAGGGAAUACUCUUUUGUGCCGUCUUGAAGCUGGAAAGCAGGUUUUUAGCCAAAAUGUUGCUUAGAUCAUUACAAUAUCUAAAUAGUUUCGCUGGCAAACGCUGCCUUUCAACACAGGCGACGUCGGUACAAUCCGUUGCAGUUCCGGAUAAAGAUAGUGAAAUUAUUCAGCAUCCUGAUUACUUUGGCAUUCACCAUCUGUUUACUAUAGAGGAUCUUUUUAGAGCAAAGGUUCAUUUGGGACAUAAAGAAGGCACUCUCCAUAAUAGUAUGAAAGGUUACUUGUACGGUAGUAGACUAGGCCACUGCAUCAUUGAUCUUGAUAAGACAGCUGAAUACUUGAGACUAGCACUUAAUGUCACAGCCCAUAUAGCUUACCGCGGUGGAAUCAUACUGUUUCUCAACCGCAGUGCUCAAAAUGGCCAUAUAGUGGAAAAAAUGGCAAUGGAAUGCGGGGAGUAUUCACAUACCAGGUUCUGGCGUGGAGGUAUAUUAACCAAUUCAAAAGUGCAAUUUGGUGCUGUAACUAGACUUCCAGAUUUAUGCGUGUUUUUGAAUACACAAAACAAUAUUCUUGAAAUGCACAGUGCAGUUAAGGAUGCGGCUAAAAUGGCUAUCCCAACAAUAGGUAUCGUGGAUACAAACUGUAACGCUAAUCUGAUAACAUACCCUGUCCCUGCGAAUGACGACAGUCCUUCGGCAAUCGAACUGUAUUGCAAGCUGUUCAAAAAUGCAGUUUUGCUGGGUAAAGAAAAACAAAAAGAAUCACAACAGGCGAAUUGACUUUUGUUUUUUUUUAACUUUGUAGUGAUUAAAUAGAAUAUUAGUAAAACCUAAUGUAGUUUGUGUUUGCU
Molecule: messenger RNA, 955 nt
Organism: Sabethes cyaneus
Lineage: Eukaryota; Metazoa; Arthropoda; Insecta; Diptera; Culicidae
Gene: mRpS2
Product: 28S ribosomal protein S2, mitochondrial
Exons: 4
Coding region: 156-884 (242 amino acids)
Biological process (GO): translation
Cellular component (GO): ribosome; mitochondrial small ribosomal subunit
Molecular function (GO): structural constituent of ribosome
Source: RefSeq, a predicted model, not a curated record